This is a messenger RNA of Purpureocillium takamizusanense, 1548 nucleotides long. RefSeq lists its product as uncharacterized. The transcript has 3 exons. The record is from RefSeq and is a predicted model, not a curated record. Gene Ontology annotation, biological process: DNA replication-dependent chromatin assembly; CENP-A containing chromatin assembly. Gene Ontology annotation, molecular function: histone binding. Lineage: Eukaryota; Fungi; Ascomycota; Sordariomycetes; Hypocreales; Ophiocordycipitaceae. The coding region runs from base 1 to 1548 and encodes 515 amino acids. Gene Ontology annotation, cellular component: nucleoplasm.
AUGUCUGAACCCGCGGUCGAGCAAUCGCACCCGGUCGAGGCUACGGCUCUUGAGGCCGCGCCUGUCGAGGACGCCAAGUCUGCCGACAACGUCGAGCCUGCCGCCGCCGCCGUCCCGGCUGAGGUCGCGGAGCUUAAGGCUGCUGUUGAGGAGGAGGAUGUCGCCACGCCCGUCUCGCGUGACGAGGACCCCAAGUCCAGACGAGUCUCCCUCGCCGACUUGAGCGCAAAGGGCACCGCACUAUACGCCCACAAGAAUUACGACGACGCCGCCGAGAUCUUCUCCAAGGCUAGCGCCAUGCAGGCCGAGCUCAACGGCGAGACGGCCCCCGAAAACGCUGAAAUCCUCUUCCACUACGGCCGCAGCGUCUUCAAGGUCGGUCAGAGCAAGAGUGACGUGCUCGGCGGCCCUGCUGCUGCCGAGAACAAGAAAGCAAAGACCGCCGACAACGGCGCCGCUUCCAAGAACCCUCCUAAGGCGGACGCGGACAAGGCGGCGCAAGGGGGCGGUGCCGGUGCGGCGCCAUCUGCCACCGGGAACAAGGACGAGGGGCCUGCCGAUGCGAAGAAGCCAUUGUUUCAAUUCACCGGCGACGAGAACUUUGACGACUCUGAUGACGAAGAGGCCCCUCAGGAGGAGGAACAGGAAGAAGAAGAAGACGACCUGGCCACUGCCUUUGAAAUUCUCGACCUCGCCCGAGUCUGUUAUCUCAAGCAGCUAGACCAGCUUCGCCAGGAGGAAGAGGCGGCGGGCAAGGGCAAGGAGCCCGCGCAGGACUCGCCCGCCAUCCGACACAUCAAGGAGCGCCUGGCCGACACGCACGACUGCCUCGCCGAGAUCUCCCUUGAGAACGAGCGGUACCCGGCCGCCAUAGAAGACGGUCGCAUCUCGCUCAACUACAAGAUGGAGCUUUACCCGGAAGACUCCGAAAUCCUCGCCGAGGCACACUACAAGCUGUCCCUGGCUCUCGAGUUUGCCUCCGUCACCACAUCGGGCGACGACGGCAAGAACGAGAAGCGCGAGGCCAUGGACCAGGACCUUCGCGACGAAGCCGUCAAGGAGAUGGAGCUCGCCAUCAAGAGCUUCAAGCUCAAGAUCCAGGCCACCGAGGUCGAGCUCGCAACAAGCUCGUCGCCCGAGGACAACGAGCUCACCCGCAAGGCUAUUGCCGGGAUGAAGGAGGUCGCUGCUGACAUGGAGCAACGGCUCGUCGACUUGCGCAAGGACCCCAUCGACGCCAGCGGCCUGCUCGGCGGCGAUGCCGCUGCCAAUGCCCUGGGCGGCCUCCUCGGCGCCGUUGCAGGCGAAACCGCCGCCGACAAGCAAGCCCGCGUCGACGAGGCCGCCAAGAACGCCACGGAUCUCAGCGGCCUCGUCCGCAAGAAGGCCAAGGAGUCCGAAGCGGCCCCCGAGUCGGCCCCCGUCGUGGCUCCCGUCACCACGUCCACCAACGGCAAGAGAAAAGCCGAGGACGACGUCCUGCCCGACGGUGGCGAGUCCCCUAAGAAGGCAAAGGUCGACGACAACGGUGCGGCCGCUGAGGCUUGA